AUGAUGGCUCCGAACGAAGCUAUUUCAUCCGAAAUUUGUGGUAGGUUUUGGUACUUUUAAAGGAUAUUGUAGUAGGUGUGGGGAGGUAUGGGUUGUGGUUGGGCAGGGUGAUAUUGCUUUUUUUGGGGUGGGGGGGGUUAAAAAUGCUUUUUUUUAUUAUAUUAGUGAAUGGGACACUUUCAGUUUAAAAUUUUUUGCGAAGUUACCCCCUCCUCCUUUGUUCCCUCUUGUCUCCUCUCCCCUCCCCUGUUCUUCCCCUUCUCUCUGUCUCCCCUUACUUCUUCCUUCCCUCAAGCCGUUUUCACCUUCUUUUAACAUGUAAGGCCAAAACUACCCGCCCGACCCCAGCUUUGAGUAGAUCAAUAUUCAAAUCACGUAUAAGUCGAUCACGUUAUCAGAAUUGACGUCAUCGUUCCUCUCACUGAACUUGUUGACUAUAUUUUAUGUUUUUCGAACGUUCAUUUCUCUUUUUUUUCGAUUUAUUUAUUGAUUUUCGCUUCAAAUCGAUAUCAUCAUUGGUGGAAGCUGAGGUUCGGAUACGUUUUGGUCAAUUUAAAUUGAUUUUUGUGAAAAAGUCCGGUUUUUUAAAUUGAUUUUUUUUUGUGAAAAAGUGGGUUUUGAAACCGAUUUUUUUGUGAAAAGUCCGGGUUUGUAAAUAAUUUGAUUUUUUGUGAAAAGGUCAGGGUUCUUAACUUAAUGUUUUGUGAAACAGUCCGGGUUUUGAAAUUGAUUCUUUUUUGUGAAAACGCCUGGGUUUUAAACUUGUAAUCUGCUCACUAUAGCAUUAUGAACUACUAUAAUAUAGAAACAUGCAGUAAUAUCUUGUUUUGUGUAUAUAUUAAUGUAAUUAUGUACAUAUUGAUGUAUACAUGUGUAUAGUAGUGUAUACAUGUACAUAUUAGCAUACAUAUGUAUAUAGUAAUGUAUAUAUAAAUGUAAACCUUUUUAUAUUAGGUUGUUCACUUAAUUCUGCGCCCCUUCUUAAAGCAAAUUGGCUGGGUAAGGGGGCGCAGCAUUAUUGAACAACCUAAUAGCUUACAAUUGUUAGUCUAAUAUAUUAAUAUAACCCCUUUUCCAGCCUCAUCCCUGGCCACAACCACAUUGGCCGAAGAUGAGCCCUCAUCCAAAGGCCGACCACCAAACACACUAGUCGACCCCAAAGCCCAACAACAUCAAACACAGAUGCUACAGGGCGCCUUCAGCAACUUCUUCUCCUACUCCGGCCUGGGCUGCGUCUUCCCCUUCUGGUACCGCAAACCGAACACGGACCGGUUCGCAAUUCAGAAGGACAACUACGAGAUCGCGUUGGAGUGCAUUGAGAUCGACUUCAACAAGAACUACAUCGGCGGUGGCAACCAGAGCUCGGUGUUCCGUGGCAAGUGGAACGGCAAGUACAUCGCGCUGAAGAAGCUGAACCGAGCAUCCGAGGUUGAUAUUGAUAAGCUGAUCAAGUUGGACCAUCCAAAUGUCAUCAAGACCUUGGGUAUCAGUAGUAAGGAGAUAUACCCGUGCAUUAUCAUGGAGUACUGUGAACAAGGAGGUCUGUUCGAUGUGCUGAGAAGAGUUCAUGUAGACAAGACCAUGUUCGUGGACUGGGCGAAAGGAACUGCUGCUGGCAUGCAAUACCUACAUUCGUUAAAGAUUGUCCACAGGGAUUUGAAGUCACCAAAGUAAGGAGGGGGUAUUGGUAGAAUGGUGGGUGGUAGGGUAUGGUAAUGUAUGGUAAGUUAGGAUAGGGUAGUGCAGGGUAGGACAAAGUGGCAUAUGUUAUGGUUGGGUAUGAUAAUGUAGGGUUGGGUAGAGUAGGGUAGGGUAAGGUAGAGUAAAGUAAGGUAGGGCAUGUUAGAAUAAAGUUGGGUAGGGCAAGUAAACGUUUAUAAGGAAGCUUACUGUAGGGUAAAAUAAAACUUUGCAAUACGAGUUAGUUUAGGAUACUGUACACUACCUUAAACGGAGUUCAGGGUAGGCUACAGUAGGGGCGUGUAGAGUAGUUUGCAGUAGGGCAGAGUAGAGUUGGGAACUGUAGGCGGCUAGGAUACUAUAAGUUAGUGUAGGGUAGGGUAGGGUAGGGUAGGGUAGGGUAGGGUAGGGUAGGGUAGGGUAGGGUAGGGUAGGGUAGGGUAGGGUAGGGUAGGGAAGGUUAGGGUAGGGUAUGAUAAGGCAAUGGUAAAGUAGAGCAGAGUAGGUUACGAUACACACUAUUUUGUAAUGAAUUACGGUAGGUACUGUACAUACUAUAACACACCCUUUCAGUAUCCUAGUCGACCAGCACAAUCAAAUCAAGAUCUGUGACUUUGGCUCUCUCUACAGUUGGGACAAGACCUAUAUGCCUUCAGUAGUGAUGUCCGUGUGUGGCACAUCACAGUGGAUGUCACCAGAAAUGAUGAAGAAUGAGCCAUGUAACGAGAAGGUGGACAUCUGGUCAUUUGGAGUCGUUUUAUGGGAGUUGUUGUUCCAAGAAGUCCCUUAUAAGAACAUACCGCCAAUGGCAAUCAUGUUCAAUGUUGGAUCGGAGUAAGGGGUUUGAAGGUUUUAGGGCAUGGGUGGAGGUAAAAUGGCCAAACAUACCUAUAACAAUGCGCCAAAAGUUCUGUUACACGGUUUUCUAACCAAACAUUCAUUUUUUAACAGAACUUUUGGCGCAUCCUGUAUUGUUAUAGGUAUGUAUAAUACGCCUUUCUUAGCUCUACAAGAGAAAAUUAGAUCUUUUAUUAUCUAAGACAAUAUAAUCCUGUCUUUGUUAUUUAAAAUGUAAAAUCAGGCCUUCUCUUGCCUAAAACAAUAUAAUUGUGUCUUUGUUACCUAAACUAUCUAAUAAUGCCUUUUCUAAUCUAAAUUAAUAUAAGUAUAAGCUUUUCUUAGAUUUACAAGAUCAAACCAUUAGAAUUUAACCCCUUUGUUACCUAAAAUCUAAAACCAACCCCCUCCUCACCUAAAACAAUAUAAUUCCAGUCGUCUGAAGCUCCACGUCCCAAGAACCGCUCCAGACUGCUACAAGUUGUUGUUGAAGAUUUGCUUCGCCAAACGACCACGAAAUCGACCGUCCUUCACGUCGAUCCUAAAUCAUCUCGAGAACAUUCGUGUCGAGAUCGAGAAGAUUAACGACGAUGCCUGGCGAAUGAGGAAAGAAGCCUGGAAGAAGGAGCUGAACGAUGAAGCCGACAAACUCAAGGUCACGAGUAAUAAUGCCGAAGCUGAGGCUGUUAAAGGUAGGUUGAUAGUUAGCUUUUUGGAAGGUAAAGGGGUGGGAAUGAAUUUGAAUUGGUAAUAAUAGGUUUUUCAAGCAAUGAUAAGGUAUGAUCACAUAACUUUUGGUUGAAAAAACGUUUAAAAUUUCAUUUUUCUUUAUAAAAUAGGUAAGAAAAUAGGCUUUUAUUGUUAAAGUAGGUAUGAAAGCUGACAUUUUUAUGCAAAGUAGGUAAGAAAGCAGAUUUUUCUUGCAAGAAUAGGUAUGAAAAUUUUUUUUUAUUAUUAAAAUUGGUAAGGAAACCUACUUUUCUUAUUGAAAUGGAUAAAAAUAGAUGUUAAAAUAGUAUUUCCUCUUAAAAAAAGGUAAGAAAACAGAUCUUUCCUUCAAGAAUAGGUAUGAAAAGCGAUUUUUCUUGUUUAACUAGGUAUGAAAAACGAAGUUUCUUAUUGAAAUAGGUAUGAAAACACACUUUUCUUAUUAAAAUAGGUAUGAAAAAAUGAUUUUUCUUAAUAAACUAGGUAUAAAAAUCGACUUUUCAUUUUAAAAUAGGUAUGAAAAUUAAUCUUUCUUAUUAAAAUAGGUAUGAAAAAAAAUUUUUCUUACUAAAAUAGGUAUAUAACCGAUUUUUUGGACAAAAACAAGUUGUAAAAUGGAGUUUUUUUGACAAAAAUAGGUAUGAAAAUAAAUUUCUUCUACCUUAUUUAUCUAAAACAAGCUUUUUCCAACUUUCUUCACCUAAAACAAAAGCUAAAACUCUUCCAUUUUCAGCCGAAAACCUGGUAACGAAGCGAAUGCACGAGCUCCGUCAUGCCCAAGAACUGAACCAGCUCUACAAAUUGAAAAUGAAGCGAGUCGAUAAGCUGAUGGAUGAACUCAUGUACAAUCUACAACACAUCAGAUGCAUGGAACAGGAUCUGGAAGACCGUGAACGACGCGUAGCUCAAGAAGAAGCCCGCUUGAUCAGAUUGAACAAUGGAUAUACAGGUAAGGGUUUUAGUUGAUAUUUUUCUUGGUUUAGAGGCUGGAAUUGAUGUUAUUCAUGACUAAAGGAGAAGUUCUUGAUGGUGUUUAUGGUUUAGAAGCUAAAAGUAAUGUUAUCCAUGGCUAAAGAAGGUGUUUUUGAUGUUAUCCAUGACAAAAGCCAAAAUUUCUGAUGUUAUCCAUGAUAUUCAGCUUCUAAAAGAUCUUUUCUACCUUCUAAAGAACCUGAAUCAUAUUACUCGUGACAUAAAACAUCUAAUAAACGUCUUUUUCAGCAGUAAACUCAUCAAACGGAUGUUAUCCAUCAGCCACAACCUCAUCCAACCUCCCUUCCGGCUGUUUCGGUGGGAUCAAAGUGCCGGAGCUGAAGUCAGUGAAGCUACAGCCAAGAUCGACUGUCAGGACUAGUAUGAAGUCAAAUAAGACUUAUACAGAGUAAGUGUUAAUUAAAAAUGGCAGUUUUGAGAAGAUUUUUGGAGAAAAGUAGGUGUUUUUCUUCUAAAACACUUGAUUUUAAUGAAAACUAUUCAAGAAAGGUCAUUUUUAAUAUUUUUUGACGUUAAUAAAAUUUCUCAGAUUGAAAAAGUUUUAUUUUGGGUAAAAUACGGAUAUUUUUGUUUCUGGAACAAGAGUUUUUUGAGCGCGUCAAAAAGAAUUGGUCGGGUUUUUUAACAAAUCGCUAAAACAAUCGACAGUUCUUUUUGACGCGGCCUUAAAACUUUUGUAAAAACAUAUAAAAUGGGUCAAAAUAUUAAGAGAAAUGGUUUUAAAAAUCGGAAAUAAUCAAAAUCUAUUUAAAAUAGCAAAAACUUUCUUUACAAAGCAUAAAAUGGCAAGAACUUUAUUUGAAAAAUAGGGAACUAUAGUUAUAGUUGAGUUAGUUAACUAGCAUUGUUCGUAUAACUUGUCAUUCGCAGGCUGCAAAUCCUCAAAAAUGCGUUUUAUGGCUUAAAAUGGCAAGAACUUUCUUUCCAAUGCAUAAACUGACAAAAACUUUCUUUACAAAACAUAAGAUGGCAAGGACUUUCUUUACAACCCAAAAAUGGCAAGAACUUUCCUUACAAAUUACAAAAUAGCAAAAACUUUCUUUACAGAACCCAAAACAAUAUUUUCAAGCUAAAUAUGCGAAUUUCAGUGUGUAUCACCAGCCAGGACAGCACGCCAUCCUGACAAUGCAAGUAGACGCCGAAGACGGUGACGAACCCCUAUCUCCGGACGUUCCUCAGUGUGCCUCGUCGUUUCAACCUCAGUAUCCAUCCUCUAAUCACAUUCAUUGCUCAGUCUCGGCCAAUGAUAUGGGCGGCCGACUGAACGACACGGUCUCACAUUCCGUCUCCAGUCUACCGCUAGCGACCACAGAAUCCACGGAAGAGCUAGCCAAAGUCCCACCACGGUCCAGGCACAGCUACGCGUUGGGCGGACAUCAGAAUUCGUUCGAUUCGGAUCCGUCACGCUUUUCAUCACGUCUAUCGUCGGCCAGAAGCAGUGUGAACGCCAUGCAACGGCUGAACGGUCCACAACUUCGCCGUGCCCACGACUGUGAAUGUCAUCGACUGGUCGAUGAAUGUUUGUGCAAUUUCAAGCGGAACACGCCAAUCCGAACUUCUGGAGCAUCGUGUGAUAGUGGAUUCUAUGGCAACGUGCCGGAUGGAUCAAUGAUGUCUAUUAAUGGGAAUCACGGUCAGAAUCUAUCGAUGAAUUGUCAGAAUGCUUCAGGGAUUCAGAAUUCUUUAAUGAAUCAGAAUUCUAGUUUGAAUCUGAAUCCAUCGAUGAAUUGUAAUCAGAAUCUGAAUGUAUCGUUAAAUGGCUUUCAGAAUUCUAAUUUAUCGUCAACUUAUCAUCAGAAUUCUCAAUGCUAUAGCCAGAAUCCUCAUGGUCAAUCUUCACCACAAAGCCAUAAUAAGCACGCUACACAGACUCAGAAUUCACAGCAGCUUCAUAAUCCAAAUCAACUUCAAAAGCAGGACUGCCAUUGCUUAACACCGUGCAACGAUUGUCUUCAAGUUGAUCGUCAUCGUGGUAGCUACACUCCUUCAGGUGAUUACCGUACUUCAAAUGAGUACGGUAGCCCAACUCAAUACCGUAAUCCCGACCAAUAUCGUAACCCCGAUCUAUACCGUAACCAACAAGCACGCUGGUCGGACGGUCUACUUCAUCGACGUUCUUGCCUUCCACCAACGAAUUCAUCGACCAACCUGGCCUCAACUCGCUCCACGGUGAGCACAUCAAAGCGUAGCCGCCGCCACACGGCUUCGGCUUUCGCCCGAGGCUCGCCAGCUCGAGUACCCAACGUGAGGAGAAGGUCGAGCAAGCCAAAGGACGUGAGAAGAUCGACCGGUAAUCUGACGAUGGGCACGGAAGGCCUGAGGAAACAGACGUCUUUGGAAGAGGAACGAUCGGAGAGCUGGAGCACGAUGGAGGCACAGUGCGACGGGACUUCUGGAGUCUUGAGGGAUCGAAGAGGGACUCACAGUGGAACAGUGGAGGCUAGAAGGGAUAAUACGAUGGAUGGUAGAAGUCAGAGUACGAUGAAUAGUGGAAGCCAUGGCACGGUGGAUGGUAGAGCUCAUAGCACGAUUGACGCUAGGAUUCAUGACUCUUCAGAAGGCCGAUGUCACGGUGCAUCAGAAGGCAAACUUCAUGCUACAAACGAUGCGCUACAGAAUGAGGACUGGCUUCACGAUGAACAUCACUGUGCAGAAGGCGCUUCUGAGGCAAAAAUCAAUCCUUCAGACUUCAGAAUUCACUCUUCAGAAUCCAGAAGUCAUCUUUCAGACCCCAGAAUCCAUGAAUACCACCUUCACGGUCCUCAAAACCGAAGCGGAUCAACUCCACAACUUCAGAAGCCGCUACACUACGAACAACGUGCUCAUUCCCUUCACAACAAUAAUCGACCGGUCGAUGAGGACUACUACUACGACGACGAAGUGGAUGGUGACGAUGAAAUGAACAACUUUGACGAUGAAGACGACACCAUCAUGGGCGACGAUGAAGAGUUCAGCGUCCGCAACGGCAUCAACGCCAACUUCCUGAAGCGACCGAUCCGACGACCCAUCGAGGAGGUCAUCAUCGAGAUGGAUUCAUCCAUGAGUUCAUCAACACAAUCCAAAAAGUCGCCCAAGAAGAGUCACGUCAGGAACAACAACAUCAAGAUGGAACAGUCCACCUCAACCAUGGCCUCUUCUCUGGAACGGUCACUGGAGAUGGGCGCUGUGGAUCACGAUGGACUGUCUGAUAGAGAGAAACAGCUAAAAGCUGUGACUAAGAGCUAUCAGAAGCAUCGACGCUGUGCUAGUGUAGGUUUUGAGAUUUUUGUUGGUUUAUUAGGUUGUUCAAAUAAUUAUGAGCUAACUUCAAAACAAAUGCUUUGGGGUUAGAGGGCACAGAAUUAUUUGAACAAUUUAAUAACGUUCUUGUCUUUCUUUCUCUGCCAUCUUCUUACCUUUACAUUGGCUAAAGCAUUAGUAAUAUUCAAUGGCUACUACAAUAAACAAUGUCAAUAUGAUCAUCAGGGCUAUCUGGUGGGAGGGGUGAAAAAUCAUUAUGGAUCUUACCCUUACUAAAAAAAAUUUUUUUUUGAAAAAAGAUGAGCUUGGUCCCUCUGUUGAUUGGAAAAAAAUGUUUUAUGAAAUCGACUGGUCGAUACCAGAAAACAUUUUUCGAUAAAAAAAUGUUGAACUUGGUCCACCCUGUUAAUAUCCAAAAAAAGUUGACGUAAACUUUGUGAAAAAUCUUUGAUAUAUACUUCAUAGAGCACAAAAUAGUGUGUAUGAUAUAUGAAUUAUGAAAUUGUUGGAAUGUGUACAGCUUUUUAUGCUCUUUAAGAUGUAUAUUAUUGUUUCUUGUAAAAAUUUAGGUAACAGUCAAAAAGAAAUGGCAAAAGUCCGCUGGACCUUGAAAAAAUGUGCUUGUUUUGGAAAAAGAACGGGGGUUGGUAAAAGUACUGUAACUUUUUUAUAAAACAAGAUAUAUUUAUGAAUUUUAUAGGAUGUGUAAAGCUUUUUAUGCUCUUUAAGAUGUACAUUGUUGGUUUUUGGAAAAAGUUAGGUAAAAGUCAAAAAUAAAUGGCAAAAAGUCAGUUGGAUUUUGAAAAAAAAAAGAUUGUUUUGAAAAAAGUAAAGGGUGUCGGUAAAAGUACUGUAACUUUUUUAUAAAACAAGAUAUAGUUAUGAAAUUUAUAGGAUGUGUAAAGCUUUUUAUGCUCUUUAAGAUGUAUAUUGUUGAUUUUUGGAAAAAAGUAGGUAACAGCCAAAAAGAAGUGGCAAAGGUUUGUUGGACUUUGAAAAAAGAUUGUUUUAAAAAGUAAAGGGUGUCGGUAAAAGUACUGUAACAUCUUUAAAAAUUAUAAUUUGUGAAAUCUUUUUGGUUUGCUUGAUUACAAUAUAAAUGAGCUACAGGCACACAAAUUUUCAAUUUUUUAACUAAUUUUUUAAAAAGGUUAUGACUAAAAUAAGCUCAUCUCAUAACAGAUCUCCUUGGGGCGGUGGUUGGUACUUUAAUUUCCUCUUUUCUUUGUCUUCUUUCCUUUUCUUUUACCUUCUCUUGAACUAAUACUAUAUAGUACGUCAUUCUAAACCUUGAUUUCCCUUACCAAUUUCUAAUUUUUUCCAAUUUCAGAACCCAGUCUGUGCCAUGGAAGCAGCCAAGUUCAAUCGACUGAACGAAGUUAGCACCGAAAGCGACGAAUCUGGCCGAUGUUAA
Messenger RNA from Bursaphelenchus okinawaensis, 8872 nucleotides. Lineage: Eukaryota; Metazoa; Nematoda; Chromadorea; Rhabditida; Aphelenchoididae. The record is from the annotation of a GenBank genome assembly.